CACAUUUCCAUGCUUGUUAACUUCCUGCUGAAGUUAUCGUAAACAUGGCGGACUGUAGAGAAGCAGAUGGACCUGAGAAGAAAGAUGACAUCGUACGCGCAAAAAAUGAAGGGAAGGAGUUGACCAAAGAGGAGAAGCAACGUCUGAGGAAAGAGAAGAAACAACAGAAGAAACAGAAGGAUGAGAAGGGCCCGUCAGAAAGAGCGAAGGAAAAGAAGCCUGUCGCUCCAUCACAACCUGUGCGAACACAACCCCCAACACAGAAAGCUCCCACAGUGUUACCUGCCUCUGCACCAAUACCUGUGCCUGCCUCAGGAGCUCCCUCCCACUCCUCUCCUGCCCCCUCCCCAGCAGACAAGCCAGCCAAAAGCAGAGCUGAGCAGAAGGCAGAGAGGAGAGCAAGGCAGGAAGCUGAUAGAACCUCUAAACAACAGAGCUGCUCCUCCAGCAGCAAGACCAAGGCCCCUCCAAGUGAACUAAACCCAGUGGUGAAGAGACUUCCGGAACAUGUUCAAGUGGACGACCCUGCAGUGGUGAAAAGACUGGCCAAGAAGUUGGAAAGACAACAGAUCCCUCUACGAUCCGACUACGGCUACAAAGUCAGCCUGUUCUCUCACCUGCACCAGUACAGCCGCAAAGCCCCCCUAACCCAGCAACUCAGUAUUCCCUCUACAGUGAUCCACCCCUCCAUUGUGCGGUUGGGUCUGCAGUACUCACAGGGUAUCGUGGUGGGAUCCAACGCUCGCUCUGUAGCCCUGCUCCACGCCUUCAAACAGGUGAUUAGGGACUACACUACUCCUCCUAAUGAGGAGCUGGCCAGAGACCUGGUCAACAAGCUUAAGCCCUAUAUCAGUUUUCUCAAUCAAUGUCGCCCCUUGUCGGCGAGUAUGGGCAACGCAAUCAAGUACAUCAAGAAAGAAAUCUCCAAUAUUCCCAGUCAGUUCAAAGAAGAGGAGGCGAAGACCAAACUGCAGAACUGUAUAGACCGUUACAUAGAAGAAAACGUAGUUCUGGCAGCCAAGGCGAUCUCUAAAUACGCCAUCGAGAAGAUCAGUGACGGAGACGUCAUUCUAGUGUAUGGAUGCUCGUCCCUGGUGAACCACAUCCUUUGCGAGGCAUACGAGAAGAGCAGGAAGUUCCGUGUGAUCGUUGUGGACAGCCGGCCUCGUCUGGAGGGAAGGGAGGCUCUGAGACGUCUCGUACAGCAGGGCAUCAGCUGCACCUACGUCCUCAUCUCAGCCCUCUCAUACAUACUACCUGAGGUAUCCAAGGUGUUCCUGGGUGCCCAUGCUCUGCUGGCUAAUGGCUACGUGAUGUCUCGUGUUGGCACAUCUCAGAUAGCGCUGGUGGCUAGGACCUUCAACGUGCCAGUCCUGGUCUGCUGUGAGACAUACAAGUUCUGCGAGAGAGUGCAAACUGACUCCUUCGUCUCAAACGAGCUUGAUGACCCCGAUGACCUGAUUGUGACCCGGAAGGGGAAGACCCAGCUGGAGAACUGGCAUGACGUCAGCUCCCUGGGGCUGUUGAACCUGGUCUACGACGUGACGCCACCAGAUUUUGUUGACCUGGUCAUCACAGACCUGGGCAUGAUCCCCUGUACCUCCGUUCCCGUUGUACUCCGGGUCAAAAACCUGGACCAAUAAGAGAGGAGAGGGGAGUAGGGGAGGACGUGGGGGGGUCUGAUGCAGACUGAUAAUGUAGACUUGAUCUGAUUGUGUUCUAGAAGAAGUGCUCGUCUGGCAAGUUAUAGGCUGUCUCAAAUGGCACCCUAUUCCCUAUAUAGUGCACUACUUUAGACCAGGGCCCUAUGGCACCCUAUUCCCUAUAUAGUGCACUACUUUUGACCAUGGCCCAUAAGGCUCCAGAGCCCAUAGAUCUCUGGUCAAAAGUAGUGUACUAUAAUAGGGAAUAGGGUGCCAUAGGGCCCUGGACAAAAGUAGUGCUUUAUAUAGGGUGGCAUUUUGUAAUGCACUAUGUUCCAAUGUCCAGUCUAGCAUCCGGCUUACAAUACAUAGGUUCUACCUGAUAAAUGGCUUCAUUCUUAGUAGCCAGUGUGGAUGUCUUACAAUACAUAGGUUCUACCUGAUAAAUGGCUUCAUUCUUAGUAGCCAGUGUGGAUGUCUUACAAUACAUAGGUUCUACCUGAUAAAUGGCUUCAUUCUUAGUAGCCAGUGUGGAUGUUGGAACGAGGCUUUAGACACAGUCUCUCCCCGCCUCAGUCUUUCUACAUGCUAGGCUACACACCCACUGUGAUAUCUGGCCCAAGUCAGACGUCAGAAGUGCCAAACAGCGAGUCUACUCUGCGCACACAUUCACACCUGUGCAUUUGGCAUUUUAAAUAAAUGUACAUCUGAAAUGGCUUUUUAAACAA
Messenger RNA from Salvelinus fontinalis (brook trout), 2371 nucleotides. Its product is annotated as translation initiation factor eIF-2B subunit delta-like. The transcript has 13 exons. Lineage: Eukaryota; Metazoa; Chordata; Actinopteri; Salmoniformes; Salmonidae. The coding region runs from base 45 to 1643 and encodes 532 amino acids. The record is from RefSeq and is a predicted model, not a curated record.